Guillardia theta CCMP2712 is the source of this 1860-nucleotide messenger RNA. RefSeq lists its product as hypothetical. The record is from RefSeq and is a predicted model, not a curated record. Gene Ontology annotation, biological process: protein phosphorylation. The coding region runs from base 1 to 1860 and encodes 619 amino acids. Gene Ontology annotation, molecular function: ATP binding; protein kinase activity. NCBI's taxonomy places the organism in Eukaryota, Cryptophyceae, Pyrenomonadales, Geminigeraceae. The transcript has a single exon.
AUGAGGGUUGGCAAGAGGGUGCUACACGUCUCCUCCGCAUUGAGCGAACCUCCGCGGGUUCGUCCGCGGGCGCUUCCCAAGGGUGCAGAUCUCAACACAGGAGCCCGUGGCAAGUCAAGAGACGCCUUGCUCGAGGAGCAGGCGCAGCAGGCGGCUAAGUCAGCAGCCUUGGGCUCCCGCUACGACCCCAUAGAGGCGGAAAAGUACUUCAACCUACGAACGUUGGACGUGUGGCGUCGGGACAUGCAGAUCUCAGUGCCGUUCACGACUUUCCUCGGCCAGGUCCUCCUGGACUUCCAGCGCGGCGUGGAGAAGGCGAACCGACCCAGGAGGGCCAAGGAGUUCAUGGAGCUCAUUGCGAACUUGGGCCCUGCCUUCAUCAAGGCCGGGCAGGCCCUCUCCUCCCGUCCCGAUCUCCUUCCUCCUGAGUACCUCCAGGAGCUUCAGAAGCUGCAGGAUCGCCUGCCCCCCUUCCCCAACGAAGUCGCGUUCAAGAUCAUCGAGGACCAGCUCGGGAUGAAGCUGCAAGACAUCUUCGAGCGGGUGGAGCCCGAGCCCGUCGCCGCAGCGUCCAUCGGGCAGGUGUACAAGGCUUACCUCAAGACAGGAGAGGCGGUGGCGAUCAAAGUGCAGCGUCCGGAGUGUGAGGAGGUCAUUGCGCUGGACAUCUACAUCCUCCGAGAGCUCAGCGGGACGCUGAGCCAGAUGAUCAAGCUGCUCAGGAGGGACCUGGACCUUCGGUCCGUGGUGGAGGAGUUCGGGAAGCUCAUCUACGAGGAGAUCGACUACCUGCAGGAGGCGAGGAAUGCAGAGCGGUUCGCGGAGCUCUACGGGAACAACCCGGACAUUUAUGUACCCAAGAUCUUCUGGAGGUUCUCAAGCAGGAAGGUGCUGGUCAUGGAGUGGGUUGAGGGAGUUCGUCUCACUUCCCCCCUCGUCUCCGAAAAGGACAAGACAAGGCUUGUCCGGGCGAUGGUCCAGUGCUCCCUGCAGCAGAUGCUUGAGAAGGGUUUCUUCCAUGCUGACCCCCACGGAGGGAACCUGCUUGCUACGAGCGACGGGAAACUCGUCUACCUCGACUUCGGCAUGAUGUCGGAGGUGGAGCCGUACCAGCGCUAUGGCAUCUUGGAGGCAGUAAUCCAUAUGGUCAACCGAGAUUUCAACUCCCUCUGCAAGCUCUACGUGCGCCUUGGUUUCAUCCCGCCGGGUACGGACGUGCAGCCGAUCGAGGAUGCACUGACAAAGGCGCUCCCGGACGUGCUGGGCUCCUCCGUCGAUACGUUCAACAUCAAGAACGUUAUUGGAGAGCUCGGCGACGUGAUGUACAAGUUCCCCUUCAACCUGCCCCCCUACUACACCGCCAUUGUGCGAUGCCUCGGAGUGCUGGAGGGGCUUGCGAUCCAGGUGGACGGAAAGUUCCGCAUCAUCAACGACGCGUAUCCCUACAUUGCCAGCCGCGUCCUUACCGACUCGCAGCUCCAGGAUGCUCUGGAGUACAUGGUGCUGACGAGGGAGCGGAAGGUGCGAUGGCAGCGGCUGGAGAACCUGUUGCAGUCGGCGUCCGACUUCGACGAGUGGGACCUGUCGCAGGCCUCGAGGCUUUUCAUUGACUUUCUUUUCUCGGAGGAGAACGAGCAAGUUCGAGAAAAUAUGGUGCGUCCGUCUCCCUCCCUCUCCCCUCCUUCCUCCUUCUCCUUCCUCCCUCCUUCGCCCCCCUUCCUCCAUUCUUCUCGUCCUCGUUCUUCCUCCUCGCCUCCAUCUAUUCCUAUCCUCCUCUGUCCUUCUUCCACCAGUUCCCUUCAUGCUAACCCCGCGCCAUCUCAGCUCCUUACUUCUCUGCCAGGUGGACGACCUGACUGA